Molecule: messenger RNA, 1266 nt
Organism: Cicer arietinum (chickpea)
Lineage: Eukaryota; Viridiplantae; Streptophyta; Magnoliopsida; Fabales; Fabaceae
Molecular function (GO): RNA binding
Source: RefSeq, a predicted model, not a curated record
CAACCCUAACUGUCAUAUUGAAUCACCCAAAAAUAGUACUUUAAUCCCCUUCGCAAACACUUCAAAGACACAAGUGGGGGAUCUGAUCUGAAUAACUCAGGUUGCAGCUCAAUUCAUUCUAUACCAAAACCCUAAUACUUCGUUCUACUCUUCAAAAUGGCUGAUUCUCCCCCUCGAAGGAAUUCUAGGUCCCCUUCACCCUGGAAAGCUCAAUCGAGGUCUAGAUCGAGGUCAAGGUCGAGGUCUGUACCAAGACAAAGGCCAACAUCCAAUUCAAGAAGCCGUGGCAGAUCAAGGUCUCGAAGUCCUGAAAGGGCCAAUGCUACAAAUCCUGGUAAUACACUAUAUGUUACUGGUCUAUCUUCAAGGGUCACUGACCGGGACCUAGAGGAGCACUUUUCCAAGGAGGGAAAGGUUGCUUCAUGUUUUCUUGUGGUGGAGCCACGUACCCGAAUUUCUCGUGGUUUUGCUUUUGUUACAAUGGAUUCCCCUGAGGAUGCUGAGCGCUGUAUUAAGUAUCUCAAUCAAUCAGUUUUAGAGGGUCGUUACAUCACUGUAGAGCGGUCACGGAGAAAGCGUGCAAGAACUCCAACACCAGGGCACUAUCUUGGACUGAAAAAUACAAGAGAUUAUGGCCAACGCGGCGACCAUCGGGGAGACCAACGUGGUGACUAUCGUGGUGACCAUCGUGGCGACCAUCGUGGUGACUAUCGCGGCGAUCAACGUGGUGACCGGGGAAGGAAUCGUGGUGGUUCAGGUCGGGUUGAUUAUUCAUAUCGUAGGUCUCCAAGGCAUUCACCAUACCGCGGGGGCCAUGAUCAUUCACCACAACGCUCACCCUAUGGUGGGAGGUCUAGGAGGGAGAGGUCUAGGUCCAUUCCUCAUUCCCCUUAUAGCCCCGACAGGAGAUAUGCUCGGGGAUCUAGGGGAGAGAUGUAGGUUAGCUUGUUUCUACCUGCGAAUAGGGGAAGAUAAAUUUGUUAACUAUUUAUACUACGACUAUCGGUUUGUGCGUACGCAAUGUGUGUAUUGGUAGAAGCUGUUAUUCUAGUAUGACUAUCAGUUUGUGCCUUAUUAUCCAAGUCACACAGGAAGUUGGUUUGAUCGCGAGUGUUUAAAUUUUCUUUUUCAAGCAUUUAAGAUUUUGUUAAAUCGUGCCCUUGUAUCCAAGGAAUUGUAUGUGUCUGCAUGUCAUGUCCCAAAUUCUGUGAUGUAUGCUCACGAAGUUUUUUAUGAUUUGAUGGGAUCGCUGCCUUUAUUGCUUCA